AUGUUACAAGCCCAUACUCUCAAAAUUCCUCCAGGGAUCAAACCAGAAGAGAUUGAGGAUAGAACAAGAAGCAAGACAUCCUUUGUUCAGCAGAAAUAUCCCAAGCAAUGGUACCAGCAUAGACAACACCAUGAUGUUUGUGGCAAUCCAGAAGUUGACAAUGGUGGUGUAGAAGGUCCAAGCAGUAUAAAUGGUG
Molecule: messenger RNA, 196 nt
Organism: Entrophospora sp. SA101
Lineage: Eukaryota; Fungi; Glomeromycota; Glomeromycetes; Entrophosporales; Entrophosporaceae
Source: the annotation of a GenBank genome assembly